Molecule: messenger RNA, 2756 nt
Organism: Heteronotia binoei (common prickly gecko)
Lineage: Eukaryota; Metazoa; Chordata; Lepidosauria; Squamata; Gekkonidae
Gene: BRI3BP
Product: BRI3 binding protein
Exons: 3
Coding region: 1-738 (245 amino acids)
Cellular component (GO): mitochondrion
Source: RefSeq, a predicted model, not a curated record
AUGGCGGCGGCGGACUCUGGCGACGGGCCGCGGCUCCCGCCCUUGGGCCUGCUGCUGCUGGGCCUGCUGCUCCUCGCCGGGCCCGGCGCGUGGUCGGCGCGGAGCCGCGGUGGCGGCGGCGCCGACAAGCAGAACAGCCUCCGGCGGGCGGCCAGCGGCGUCUACCAGGGCGUCAGCGGCCUCUUCGGCGAGGAGAACGUGCGCGCCCUGCAGAAGUUCUUCUCCAGGCUGACGGAGCGAUUCGUGUACGGUGUGGAUGUUCUGGUGGAUACCUUCUGGAGGAUAUGGACAGACCUGCUGGACGUUCUUGGGAUUGAUGCCUCGAACUUGACCCACUACUUCAGCCCCGGAGCCGUCGCCAACAACCCCACGCGCGCCCUCCUGCUGGUCGGGGCCACCUUGCUGGCCUACUGGUUCGUUUCGCUCUUCCUCGGGUUCUUCUUCUACCUGCUGCACUUACUGUGUGGCCGGUUCUUCUGGCUCAUGAGGGUCGCGCUCUUCGCCCUCUCCUGCGUCUACAUCCUCCAGAAGUACGAAGGGGAGCCGGAGCACGCCGUCCUCCCCCUGUGCUUCGUGGUGGCGGUCUACUUCAUGACGGGCCCGGUGGGCUUCUACUGGAGGCGGAGCAGCCACAGCACCCUCGAGGAGAAGAUCGACCACCUGGACAGUCAGAUCCGGCUCCUCAACAUCCGGCUCUCGAGGGUGAUCGAGAACAUGGACCGAGGCGGCGAGCAGUGAAGCGGAAGGGCCGGCUCAACUUUCACACCAGCUCUUUAGGAAGUUGCUGAGCACCGUCUGUCUCUCUCAUUCACGACGACGUUACGAAGCAAAGGACUUAUACCGGGGUAAAACCACGUGCAAACAUUAAGACGUUAGAUGUUAGGAGUAGUCGAUGCACUGGAAGAAAUACGACAAAAAGAAAUUAUACUUGUAAGAUAAGAGUCUUUAGCUGUAUAUUUAGAGAUUUCCCCCCCCCCUUCCAUGAGUAGGAUUUUAUCUGCUUCCUUUUUCUCUGAGCAUUGAAGACAUCUUUUGUAAAAAGAAAUGUUUUUUAUAUAAAGGCCUAUUGAGUAGUCUAUUUAAAAUGACUAGAGAUACCACCGAGCUUGAUACAGAUUUAACGCUUUAAAAAGAGGAGGAGAGCUUAGAACAAUUCUGCCCAAAGCUUCUAUUAGGAAAUGCUGGGGUGGGGUGAGAUGGGGGGAGUUGUCAGAGUUUCAUUGCAUAUGUCUUUGCUUUUCCUUUCAUGAAAUUGUGGCCAUUUUUCUUUUGCCUGUGACUUAACUCGCAUUGCCUCAAGUUGCCUUUUACAGUUGCAGAGGAACAUGUUUCUUCUGGUCAAGCUUGGUGGGGGGGGAGGUGGGAAGAGUCACAUAGCGUGGCUUGUAAAGCUGGGGAGCGGGGGAGCAACCUCUGGACACCAAACCUUUAAAGCCAAAAAAGAAGAACUUGAAUUUCUUGCGUCCUCUCUAAACCCCCAGCGCUAAUUACAAUAGAGAUUAGCGCUGACUUAAGUGCAAAUAUGGACAUUCCAGUUCACACACCGGGGUUUGUCCAGCUCUCUUCUGUAACCAACACAACCCCAAAAGACACACAGCCAUUGAUGCUGCAAAUAACGUGUACACUCAAACGCUAUACAAAAUGCUUAGUAUAUUCAUAAAUACAUAACUCACACGUGCUGAUUUGUUGAAAACACUCGACACAUUGCAUAUAAAGAUUUCAUCUCACGCAUACCCUUAAAGAUACAUGAACAAUGUUCUGGAGAUAAUUAUCAGGGGCUCCGUGAGUGCCAGUGACUAAUUCAGAGUCCAAGAAGAAUCCAGAGUCCCGUUUGGUGGAGGUCUUGCACGACAGGACACCGGUAAGACCCCGUUUCCCGGAAUUGCUUCCUCAGGCGCAUUCGUGCUCCAAACUACCUAUUCCAAGGGACUGAUAUUGCCAUUAAUUUUAGCGCAUCGCUCCGUUUGAGCUCAGCACGGACCGCUGGCGUACCUAACAUUGUUCGUGUAUCUGUAAGGGUAUGUGUGAGAUGAAAUGAGAGCUUUAUAUGCAAUGUGUCAAGUGUUUUCAACAAAUCAGCACGUGUGAGUUACGUAUUUAUGAAUAUACUAAGCAUUUUGUAUAGUGUUUGAGUGUACAAUUUAUUUGCAGCAUCAACGGCUGUGUGCCUUUUGGGGUUGUGUUGGUUGCAUCUGUUUGCACAGCUGUCUCUUUUGUUUGGACAGCUCUCUUGUGUGGCAGAGAUCACUCUAGACACACACAGAGAUGUUUGUUUUCUUCAGCAGAAUGCAGAUUGACACAGGCAGGAGUCUUGGUUAUCAAGGGUGUGAGCCGCCAGGAAUUUCUCCUAUAAACUUACUCUCCCUUGUGGUAGCAAAAAAAAAAGUCUGAUUAUACCCUGGUGUAACUACCAGUGAUAUGAAUCAGGCUUGAGGAAGGGGAUCUGUUUCAUCACCAUCUCAGUGAAUAAAAAUUAAAACCAGCCUGAUUAAAUACAAAUCACCAGGGCUUUUUUUUUUGUAGCAGGAACUCCUUUGCCUAGUAGGCCACAUACCCCUGAUAUAGCCAAUCCUCCAAGAGCUUACAGGGCCUGUUGUAAACUCUUGGAGGAUUGGCUACAUCAAUGGGGUGAGGCCUAAUAUGCAAAGGAGUUCCUGCUACAAAAGAAAGCCCUAGGAAAUCACUAGGAAAACAGCGGUGCACAGCAAUGAAAAAUGGGCAGGUUACAGCUGGCCUUGGCAAUAAAGUAAUUUUCC